AUGUUCUUUUUGGUGGGCUGUCGACGGGCAGCCCCCAAAUAUUGUGCCAGAAUGUGGUGGUGUUUAUUUAUUUGUGUUACGUACAGUAAUAUAAUUGGUGUGUUAGGUUCAAAUGCAACAGCAGUAGCUGGUAAUGUGUGUUCACUGAAACAGUUCCAGUGUGCAAACGGGAAGUGUAUACCGAUAUCAUGGGUGUGCGAAGGAGAGAACGACUGCGGCGAUAAUUCUGAUGAAAAUAUCGAAGAGUGUAAAAAAGAGAGCCGUACGUGCACAUCUGGUGAAUUCAGAUGCAAGACGGGCCGCUGCAUACCGAUGUCGUGGAGAUGCGACAAUGAAAAGGACUGUUCAGACGGCUCCGACGAAGAACCGGGAACUUGCAAAGUGGAGGUGUGCGGACCGGAAGAGUUCACUUGCAGAGGUGCACAAGGCGAAUGCGUUCCUCUCACAUGGAUGUGCGAUGACAACCUCGACUGUACUGAUGGCUCAGAUGAGAAAGCAUGCAAUGAGACCUGCCGUUCUGAUGAGUUUACUUGCGGUAAUGGAAAGUGCAUACAGCAAAGAUGGGUGUGCGACGGCGACGAUGACUGUGGCGAUGGAACGGACGAGGUAAAGUGUCCGGCUCCGACGUGUCAGCCGAUAAGUCACUUUUCCUGCUCUGACGGCCAUUGUGUAUCCGCGAGGUGGCGCUGCGAUGGCGACGUGGACUGCCCCGACGGAAGUGAUGAAAUGGGUUGUGCGUCGACGCCAAAAGUGACAUCACCAUGUAUAGCCACCGAGUUUGAAUGCCACGACCGCAUGACGUGCGUCCACAAGGCUUGGGUGUGCGACGGCGACCGCGACUGUCCCGACGGUGGGGACGAAUCUCCGAGCAUUUGCAGAGGAAACAUCACGUGCCGCCUCGACCAGUUCCAAUGCAAGGACCACAGCUGCAUCCCAGGCGCGCUCUAUUGCAACGGCGAGAAGGAUUGCCCCGACGGCAGCGAUGAGAUCAAUUGCACAAAGCCGAAACCAAUAUGUGACAAAAAGACCGAGUUCGAUUGCGGUGACGGCAUGUGCAUACCGAUGUCAAAACUGUGCGACGGUAAACCCGAUUGUCCCAACUUCGAAGACGAGCCCAAGGACAGGUGUGGAGAAGACGAGUGCGCGAAGAACAAUGGCGGAUGUACCCAGAAGUGCGUUAAUACCCCAGUCGGGUAUUAUUGCGACUGCGAUAAGGGGUACAAGCUCGUGGAUAACAGGACUUGCGAGGAUGUGGAUGAGUGCGUCGACCCUGGCGCGUGCUCUCAAAUGUGUAUCAACGAAAAGGGGACCUUCAAAUGCGAGUGUCACGCCGGCUACGCGAGAGACCCACGAGACCGAACACGUUGCAAGGCCACGGAGGGUCACCCGUCUCUCCUCUUCGCUAGACGCUUCGACAUCAGAAAGAUUAGCCUGGAUCACCACGAGAUGGUAGCGAUCGUCAACGAUACAAAGUCGGCCACCGCCCUCGACUACGUGUUCAGAACGGGCAUGAUCUUCUGGAGUGACGUCACAGAUGAGAAGAUAUAUAAGGCACCGAUCGAUGAAGGAAGUCAACGAACAGUGGUGAUAGGCGAUCAACUGAUAACAUCAGAUGGCCUGGCAGUGGACUGGAUCUACAACCAUCUGUACUGGACGGACACGGGGAAGAACCACAUCGAACUCUCCGACCUGCAGGGCAAUAUGAGGAAGGUACUCAUCAAGGAUAAGCUUGAAGAGCCAAGAGCAAUUGCGCUGAAUCCGCUUGAUGGGUGGAUGUACUGGACUGAUUGGGGCCAAACACCAAAGAUCGAACGAGCCGGAAUGGACGGAUCUCAUAGACAAACCAUUGUGUCCUACGACGUCAAAUGGCCGAAUGGGCUGACGCUGGACUUAGUGCGAAAACGGGUUUACUGGGUCGACGCAAAAUUGAACACGAUAUCAUCCUGCAACUACGACGGUUCGGCUCGUCGUGUGGUCCUGUACUCCACUGAUGUUUUACGCCACCCCUUCUCCAUCACGACCUUCGAGGAUUGGGUCUACUGGACCGAUUGGGACAAAACGGCCGUCUACCGAGCCAACAAAUUCAAUGGAAAAGAUGUCGAAGCCAUUACUGCUACACACACGCUUCAAAACCCGAUGGUGAUCCACGUGUACCACCCCUACCGUCAACCGGAUGGUGUAAACCACUGCGCUGCCGUCAACGGACACUGCUCGCACCUGUGUCUUCCUGCGCCGAGGAUAGGAGCUCAUUCGCCGCGAGUGUCCUGCGCAUGCCCCACUGGACUGCGCCUCCUUCCAGACAACCAGAUGUGCGUCGAAGACAAUGCGAUUAAACCAGGUGUGGAAGUGGAAAAUUCAACUAGUGGUUUAGAAAAGCCUAAAAUUGUUGAGGAAAAACCUGCAUCCACUGUACCAGAAACUCCAAAGACUGGUACAGGAAUCUCAACAAGCGGUCGCGACGCUGGUGUGGUAGCUGGCGUCGUCGUCGCUGUCAUCUCAGGAAUCAUCGUUAUUGCUGCUCUGAUCGCCGUGGUAAUGUACCGGCAUUACGUACAUCGUAACGUCACGUCCAUGAACUUCGACAAUCCUGUGUAUCGUAAGACUACAGAGAACCAAUUCGCGUUAGAACAGAAUGGAUACGCACCGGGCAGCAAACUGUACCCCAGCACUGUGGGCGAAGAGGUAAGGGCUCUCACCGCUAUGGAGUGCACACUCAACAUACAGAACAGCCUAAGAUAA
Messenger RNA from Leptosia nina, 2739 nucleotides. The record is from the annotation of a GenBank genome assembly. NCBI's taxonomy places the organism in Eukaryota, Metazoa, Arthropoda, Insecta, Lepidoptera, Pieridae.